AUGGCCGAGAUUCAAUCUGAACACACGGAGCAAACUUCAGAUGGGUUUGAAUUAAUAAGUGAUGAGCAUCCAACAGGUGAACGGUGGGAUCCUUUAGGGGGAAACGAUAUCGAUAACGAAGUAGAAAAUAUAACACAAAGUUUCUCAUCAUUAUGUUCCUCUCAAUGUUUUCCUUUAGAAAGGUUACGAGCUUUAGAAGAAGAACAAGAAGUAUUAAAUGCAUCGUUAUUACAAUUAACUACACAUUUUGCGCAAGUUCAAUUUCGAUUGCGUCAAGUAGUUGACGCACCCUUGUCGGAAAAAGAACAUUUACUAAAAUCAUUAGAAGAAUUUGCAUUUCGUGGUGUUACUGAUUCAACUACAUCAACCCCGAAGAAAUUAAGUCACGAUGCUCAAUUCGAUCGGCUUGCACAACGGCAUAAACAAUUAGAGUUAAUUGAACAAUUAAAAUCACAGUUAACUGAAUUAGAAAAUUUCACGUUUAAAUCCAAAGAUGAGGAAACUGCAACGCCAGAAUUCUUUUUAGAAAAACAGCGUGUAUUAAUCGAUGAAUUAAAACAUAAAAUUAAUGCUGAUAAUCGAUCAGACGGGGAUGGCGCAUCGACGGCAAUCACACCCUUAAAAAUGAAAGAACAACUAAUCAAUCAAUUUAAAACGCAAAUUGCUGAUUUAGAACGAUUUAUUCAAUUUUUACAAGAAGGUACUCAAACUUCUAGCACACAGUGUACAUGUUCGUGUCCUGUCCAUGGCGUUCAUAACACAUUAAAUUGCCACCAUUCAUCUUCAUCCAAACCGCGAAGUAUGCACGAUGACGAAGUCAAAAGCCGUACAAUUGGUAUUAUGAAGAAAGCUGCAACUUUGUUACAAAUGUUUAUUGUCAUGCAAUUUGGUUGUGGUCCAAAUGAACAUUUCCGUCGAAAUGAUUUAAAAACGUGCUACAAUCAUUGGGGUGAUUUGAGAGCACGUUUAGAAUUAGCGGUUGCAAGAAUUGAGGAAUUAUGUCAAAAUCAAUCUAACGAUGACCACCAAUCAUCUCAAAAUGAAUAUUUUAGUGAUCAUGACGAUUCAAAAAAUCGGUUAGUUACAGCAGUUCGGAAACAAUUAGCUCCAUCUAUAUGCGAUCUCCUUCAACAUGGUUUAAUUGAACAAUUCGAGCGAACUAGUGUUGUACCGGUUAUGAUGUGUUUUGCAGCACGGCAAGCUGAAGAAACUCCACGAAAAAUGCAUCCAUGGCAAUUAAUAUUACAAUAUUAUGAAUUAAAGAAUGGACAACGAUAUAAUACAACACCAGCGCGUAAAUUAUCACAAAGUUUUAAUUUAGAAUUAGCAGACAGUCAUAGCGUAUCACAUAAACAGAAUUUACUAUUUACAAUUGGUUCAAUAAUUGCCACACAUAGUCAAUAUAAACGCAGUUACGAUGCACAUUUUAAGGCAUUCAUAUGUGCGGCAUUAAAUUCGAAUAAAUUAGUUAUAUGGCUUAGUUUAAUUUUACAGUGUAAACAUUUAAUUUUAAAUCAUUAUCACACAUGGAGUUAUAUUAUGAAAACUGGAUUUAAUGAUAGUUUACAAUCCUUAGAUAGAUUAACACAAUAUAAAUUUGAUUUACCGGUUGAUUUGGCUGUACGACAUUUUCAAAAUAUCAAAGAUUUACAAUGA
Chrysoperla carnea is the source of this 1656-nucleotide messenger RNA. RefSeq names its product RUN domain-containing protein 1. The record is from RefSeq and is a predicted model, not a curated record. Bases 1 to 1656 code for a protein of 551 amino acids. The transcript is spliced from 2 exons. NCBI's taxonomy places the organism in Eukaryota, Metazoa, Arthropoda, Insecta, Neuroptera, Chrysopidae.